CCAUAUCGCACAUAAUAAGGGAAAUCGAGGCAUCACAACCAAAUCGCACGUGCUCCACAAUUGAUCAUGUGUGUGAUGCUGUUGUCCAGGCCGCAGCUGUGAGAAGGGACGGUUUCCUUGCUUUCUAUCAGGUCUAGAAUAGAAUGGCACAACUUAUCCUAGAAGAUGGAAGUCGAUUUGCUGGAAAAGUUUUUGGUGACAAAAGAAGUAUAUCUGGUGAAGUUGUAUUUCAAACUGGAAUGGUUGGCUACCCUGAGUCAUUGACUGAUCCAUCUUACAACAGUCAAAUUCUUGUACUUACAUAUCCAUUAAUUGGAAAUUAUGGCAUUCCUGACAAUUCUAAAGAUAAGUAUGGAAUGCCAAAUUUUUUUGAGUCUGAGCGAAUUUGGACUAAUGGUUUAAUUGUUGGUGACUUGACCGAAGAUUACAGUCAUUGGUGUGCAGACCAGUCACUUUCUUCUUGGCUGAAGUCUCAUAAAAUACCUGGAAUUUAUGAUAUUGACACCAGAGCUUUGACAAUAAAGAUAAGGCAAAAAGGCACAAUGUUAGGAAAGAUUGUGGUUGAUGGGGAUAAUGCUGAUCAGAUUCCAUUAGAAGAUCCAAAUAAAAGAAACCUUGUUGCUGAAGUUUCUUCAAAGAAAUCAAAGGUUUAUAAUGAAGGAGGAAAGUUUAAAGUAAUCGCUAUCGACCUUGGCAUAAAAUACAACCAAAUACGAUGUCUCAUUGAAUGUGACUGUCAAGUUAUUGUUGUUCCUUGGAAUUUUGACUUUUUGGAGCUGCUCAAAAACAAAGAAUAUGAUGCCGUCUUUCUUAGCAAUGGUCCUGGUGAUCCCACUAUGUGUCAAGUUACUGUUGAUAAUGUGAAGAAGUUACUGCAAGAGUUUCCAGAUGUCCCUAUCUUUGGAAUAUGUAUGGGUCAUCAGUUGUUAUCACUUGCUGCUGGUUGCAAAUCUUACAAGAUGAAAUAUGGCAAUCGGGGUCAUAAUCAGCCAUGUGUUCAUGAAGAUACUGGAAGAUGUUUCAUAACUUGUCAAAACCACGGUUUCGCCAUUGACCCAAAGACAAUACCAUCAGAGUGGUCAGUUCUGUUUACAAAUGCAAAUGAUAACAGCAAUGAAGGAAUUGUUCACAAGACGAAACCUUGCUUUUCUGUACAAUUCCACCCUGAGCAUCAAGGUGGUCCCCGAGAUUUAGAACUUCUGUUUUCAUUUUUCAUCAACAUUGUAAGGCAAGUUAAAGAUGGUAAAAAACCACACUUGAGAGAUUUACUGACUGAAGAAAUCAAGUAUGAACCUAAACAUGGGUUAGAGACAAAAGCAUUUACUCCAAAGAAAGUGAUCAUUCUUGGCUCAGGUGGCCUAUCAAUUGGUCAAGCAGGCGAAUUUGAUUAUUCAGGCUCACAAGCAAUAAAAGCUUUAAAAGAAGAGCACAUACAUACAGUGUUGGUCAAUCCCAACAUUGCAACAGUACAAACUUCAAAAGGACUUGCAGACAAAGUUUAUUUUUUGCCAGUGACAUUUGAAUAUGUCAGUAAGGUAAUAGAGGCAGAAAGACCAGAUGGAAUACUUCUUUCAUUUGGUGGCCAAACAGCCUUAAAUUGUGGUCUUAAGUUAAAAGAGCGAGGAGUUUUGGAGCAGUUUGAGGUGUCCGUACUUGGAACUCCAGUGAAGUCAAUUGAAUGGACUGAGGAUAGAAAAAUGUUUUCAGAAAAAAUGGAAGAAAUACAUGAGCAUGUUGCACCAAGUGAAGUAGCUUACAAUGUUAAACAGGCUUUAGAUGCUGCUAACAAUUUAGGAUAUCCUGUUCUUUUAAGAGCUGCUUUUGCAUUGGGGGGAUUGGGUUCUGGUUUUGCGUCAAACGAUGAGGAACUUAUAAAGUUAGCAACUACUGCUUUUGCACACUCAAGACAAGUUCUUGUUGACAAAUCUCUGAAAGGUUGGAAAGAAAUUGAAUAUGAAGUUGUUAGGGAUGCUUAUGAUAAUUGUAUUACAGUUUGUAAUAUGGAAAACUUUGACCCGCUUGGUAUUCAUACAGGAGAAUCCAUUGUUAUUGCGCCAAGUCAAACCCUAACCAACGAAGAAUACAAUAUGCUACGACGAACAGCAAUUAAAGUUAUUAGACAUCUCGGUGUAGUUGGCGAAUGUAAUAUUCAAUAUGCUUUAAACCCACUUUCUAAAGAGUAUUUCAUUAUUGAGGUUAAUGCUCGACUUUCAAGAAGUUCAGCUCUGGCAUCCAAGGCUACAGGCUAUCCUCUGGCAUAUGUUGCUGCCAAACUUGCACUUGGGAUUCCUUUGCCAAAAUUAAAGAAUUCUGUAACAAAUUCUACAACGGCUUGUUUUGAACCAUCUCUUGAUUACUGUGUUGUGAAAGUACCACGUUGGGAUUUGGCAAAGUUUCAGAGAGUUUGUACAAAGAUUGGAUCAUCCAUGAAAAGCGUUGGUGAAGUAAUGGCUAUUGGCAGGUCUUUUGAAGAAGCUAUUCAGAAGGCUCUUCGAAUGGUUGAUGAGUAUAAUCUUGGAUUUGAUGCACAUGACUAUAUCUUAAACGAUAUUGAACUACAAGAGCCGUCUGACAAACGUAUCUUCUACUUGGCUAGUGCGUUAAAGGCUGGGUAUAGUGUUGAGCAGUUGUAUGACCUUACUAAAAUUGAUCAUUGGUUUCUUUACAAACUUCAAAAAAUAUCUCAGUUUGGAAAGAUGUUGGAAAAAGAAUUUACGGAAGAUGAAAAUAUUCCUCCUAAAGUUUUAUUAAAAGCCAAGAAAAUGGGAUUUUCAGACAAACAAAUAGCAAAGCAUGUACAAAGCACUGAGCUAGCCAUUCGCAUGCUUCGACUUGAAUCAAACAUUUUACCUUCUGUUAAGAAAAUUGAUACUGUUGCUGCAGAAUUUCCAGCUGAGGCAAACUACUUAUACCUAACCUACAAUGGUGUUACUGAUGAUGUUAAGUUUGGAAACGGAGGAAAUGAAAUAAUGGUGAUAGGUUCUGGUGUAUAUAGAAUAGGAAGCAGUGUUGAAUUUGACUCGUGUGCCGUUGGUUGCAUCCGUGAACUUAAAAAGCUCGGAAAGAAAACUAUCAUGGUGAAUUUUAAUCCUGAGACUGUUAGUACAGAUUACGAUGAGUGUGAUAGAUUAUAUUUUGAUGAAAUUUCAUUUGAGACUGUUAUGGACAUUUACUGCAAAGAAAACCCAGAAGGAGUUAUCUUAUCUAUGGGAGGACAAGUUGCAAAUAACAUUGCUAUGGCUUUACAUCGACAGGAGGUCAAUGUACUUGGAACCUCACCAGAAAUGAUUGACACAGCAGAAAAUCGUUUCAAGUUCUCACGUAUGCUUGAUGGAAUUGGUGUGUUGCAACCAGUUUGGAAAGAAUUAACAACAAUGGAAGAAGCAUUCAUGUUCUGCUCAAAUGUUGGAUUUCCUGUACUCGUUCGUCCUUCAUAUGUUUUGAGCGGUGCAGCAAUGAAUGUUGCAUUUGGUGAAAAUGAUUUGGAAGCUUACCUCGGAUCAGCUGCUGCAGUUUCUAAGGAACACCCUGUUGUUAUCUCAAAAUUCAUAAUUGACGCAAAAGAAAUAGAUGUUGAUGCUGUAGCAGCAGAUGGCGAAGUUUUGGCAAUAGCUGUCUCAGAACAUGUAGAAAAUGCAGGUGUUCAUUCGGGUGAUGCAACCAUGAUCUGCCCACCACAAAAUCUUAACGAUGAAACAUUAAUGAAGAUCAAGCAGAUCUGUUUAGAAGUUGGAAGGUCUCUAAAUGUGUCCGGUCCUUUUAAUAUGCAACUUAUUGCUAAGGAUAAUGAAUUAAAAGUGAUUGAAUGUAAUUUAAGAGUUUCAAGAUCAUUUCCCUUUGUGUCAAAAACUCUUGAUUUUGACAUGGUUGCUAUGGCAACGAAAGUUAUUAUUGGAAAAACAGUGGAACCCUCGAUAGGAAUCAUGAGCAAAUGUAAAAAAGUUGGAUGUAAGGUUCCCCAAUUUUCGUUUGCAAGACUUGCUGGUGCAGAUUUUGAGUUGGGUGUGGAAAUGGCCAGUACUGGUGAAGUUGCAUGUUUCGGUGAAAAUAAGUAUGAAGCUUAUUUAAAAGCAAUGAUUAGUACUGGCUUCAAAUUGCCAAAAAAAACCAUUCUUCUUACGGUUGGAAGUUACAAGGCGAAGAAUGAAAUGUUGUCAAGUGUCAAGUUAUUGGAAGAAAUGGGUUAUGAAUUGUACGCUAGCAUGGGAACUGGUGAUUUUUAUCAAGAGCAUGGGAUUAAGAUACAAGUUAUUGAUUGGCCAUUUGAAGAAAAUGGUAUGGAAGGUCAAGAAGAAAGUAUCCAAGAGUACUUGUCACAAAAUAAAUUUGAUUUGGUUAUUAACAUACCAAUGAGACAAACUAGUACGAAAAAGAAAUCUCAUUUUGUUACGCAUGGUUACAGAACUCGCAGACUGGCUAUUGAUCAUGCUGUCCCACUGAUUACUAAUAUAAAAUGUGCAAGACUUUUUUGUGAGGCUUUAUAUCGUAUUGGUAAGAAAGUGGAAGUAAAGACUCACAUUGAUUGUGUUACUGCUGGAAAUAUAAUACGUCUUCCUGGUCUAAUUGAUGUGCAUGUUCACAUGAGAGAACCUGGUGCAGUUCACAAAGAAGAUUUUCAGUCAGGUACAGCUGCUGCUUUGGCUGGUGGUAUUACAAUGGUUCUGUGUAUGCCAAACACAAAACCUGCAAUUACGGAUGCAGCUGCUUUUGAAUUGGCUAAAAAGAUUGCAGAUAAAAAUUCAAGAUGUGAUUUUGCAUUGUACGCUGGUGCAUCAACAGAUAAUGCAAUUGAAAUUUCAAAGUUAGCACCUUCAUGUGCUGGUUUAAAGAUGUACUUGAAUGACACCUUCACUACUUUAAAGAUGGAUAACUUAACAGAUUGGAUGAAACAUUUUGAAGCAUGGCCAAAGCAUCUUCCUAUUGUGUGUCAUGCUGAAAGCCAAACAACUGCUGCGGUGUUGCUAGUGGCAGAAAUUUAUGGCAGACCAGUUCACAUUGCACAUGUAGCCAGAAAAGAAGAGAUCUCAAUUAUUAAAGCUGCUAAAAAGAAAGGUUUGCAAGUGACAUGUGAAGUUGCACCACAUCAUUUGUUUUUAACUAUUGAUGAUUACCCAAACAUUGGCGAAUUGAGAGGUCGAGUAAAACCACCACUUUGUACCAAGGAAGAUCAAAAAGCAUUGUGGGAUAACCUUGACAUAAUUGAUUGUUUUGCUACAGAUCAUGCACCCCAUCAUGUAGAUGAAAAAGAUUCUAAGAAUCCUCCACCAGGAUUUCCUGGCUUGGAAACAAUGUUGCCACUGUUAUUAACAGCAGUCAGUGAAGGUCGAUUGACAAUUGAUGAUAUCGUGUUGCGACUUAAUACAAAUCCAAGACGUAUUUUUGGUUUGCCUGAGCAGCAAAAUACUUAUGUCGAAGUUGACAUGUCAGAAGAAUGGAUUAUUCCUGAUGCUUUAUCAUACACUAAAUCCAAAUGGACCCCUUUUGCUGGAAUGAAAGUUCAAGGGAAAGUUUGUCGAGUUGUACUAAGGGGUCAACUUGCAGUUAUCGAAGAUCAGGUCUUGAUGAAACCUGGUUUUGGUGAAGAUAUUCGUUCUUGGGAACCACCUCAUUGCUUGCCACCAGUAACUGUUCUUGAACAAAAAAUAUCCAGUAUAACCAAAAAGGAUACACAGUCUUCACUCCUUAAUGUUCCAACACUUCAUGAAACACUGCGAAAGAAAGAUUCAAAUGAAGAUACUCCUGCCAGCCCAGGUGGCAAAGCUGGUUCUGCUCCAUCCUUCUCCUUGCCAGCAACACCACAAAAAGCGUUAGAAGAUGUUUUUCAAGAUACACCACACAUAAGUGUACCCACUCUUGUCAUGCAACAACUCCCUCCUUCAUUGCAAUCACAUGCUUUGUAUGGAAAACAUAUUCUGUCUGUGGAAACACUAAGCAAAGACCAUCUGGGUUCCUUGUUUAACCUUGCUCACUACAUGCGACAGGAAGUGCGGAAGGGAAAGAUAUUCGAAACUUUAAAGGGUAAAGUUCUUGGUUUAAUGUUUUUUGAAGCCAGUACAAGAACUUCAGGUUCAUUUCAAAUAGCCAUGCAAAGGUUGGGAGGAACUGUGUUCUGUAUUAAUCCAUCAGAUUCAUCUUUAAAGAAGGGAGAAUCAUUAGAAGACACUGUGCAUACGAUGAGCUGCUACUGUGACGCUAUUGUUCUGCGUCAUCCAGAGAAAGGCGCUGUCCAGCGUGCUGCCGAGCACUGUCGUCGCCCGAUUAUAAACGCUGGAGAUGGGGUAGGGGAACACCCUACGCAAGCUCUACUUGAUGUUUUUACAAUCCGGGAAGAAAUUGGAACUGUGAAUGGAAUUACUGUCACAAUGGUGGGCGAUUUGAAGCAUGGUAGAACAGUACAUUCUCUCGCUAGACUACUAACUCUCUACAGAGUCAAUUUGCAAUACGUUUCACCAAACUCGUUAAAAAUGCCAGAAAAUGUGAAAGCCUAUGUAGAACGCAGAGGGAUUCCACAGAAAGAGUAUCCAACGAUCGAGGAUGCUUUACCCUCCACCGAUGUUCUCUAUAUGACGCGCAUACAAAAGGAACGAUUUUCCACUGAAGCUGAGUAUGAGGAGGUACAUGGGUGUUACAUAGUAACACCGAAACUUUUAACAAAAGCCAAAGAAAAAAUGGUGGUUAUGCAUCCUUUACCCCGAGUAAAUGAAAUCAGCAUUGAGGUAGAUUCUGAUCCACGAGCUGCUUAUUUUCGCCAGAUGGAAUGUGGGAUGUAUGUUCGUAUGGCGCUGCUAGCUUUGUUGACUGGUCGCUGUUGAUCUACCACGUGUGUUCUUGCGUUAUAAAAAUAUUUUUAUUGUCAAUCAAGUUGUAUUAGACACUUGUGAAUAAAACUUGUUGGACGAAAUUACCUCUUUAAAACUUGAAUAACUCCGGAAACUUGAGGUUUUCACCAGCACAAGCAUAAUUCAGUUUGGGUCUAUUAUGACGGCGAAGAAAUUUAUAACUAUUUUAUUGCUAUCGCAUUUUUCCACUUGCAUUACACCCUUAGCCGAUAGCCUAAUCUAUUUCCUGGCCGAAAUACCUUUAAGGUGUGAUAUUUAAACGGUUUCGAAUUUCUUUAACUUCAUUCAAACGUAGUUUUUUUUAUUGAUUUCGGGUUUUCCCCUGACAUGUUUUUUGCUCACGUGGGUUCAUUCAUAAAAAUGAUUGCGCUUUAGAAUUUUAUAUUUCCCAACAGAUUUGCAUAAAAAAGACUAUCCGAUCCCGGGAGACUUUAUAUAUAUAUUUUUGCUUCAAAUAUCUAAAAACGUCUAUAGAGAAUAGCGGAUAACCAGUCCAUUUUUAGAACUUUGCUUGUGAUUGGGUUAUUUACUUAAUUGUUUUUUUAGUAACCGGGGGUAUGGUUAUAUUUUUUUUACUUUAUAUGUAAAUGUAAUAAAUACAUAUGGUAUUUCAUUUAAUAGGUAUAUUUUCUUGUAUUGUGUUAGUUUUAUAUUGUUUAUUUAGUUAUUAAAACAGAAAGAAGAAAAAAAUAACAUAAUUAUA
Hydractinia symbiolongicarpus is the source of this 7542-nucleotide messenger RNA. RefSeq names its product CAD protein-like. Gene Ontology annotation, biological process: 'de novo' pyrimidine nucleobase biosynthetic process; L-glutamine metabolic process; UTP biosynthetic process. The coding region runs from base 144 to 6812 and encodes 2222 amino acids. Gene Ontology annotation, molecular function: carbamoyl-phosphate synthase (glutamine-hydrolyzing) activity; aspartate carbamoyltransferase activity; metal ion binding. The transcript has 41 exons. Lineage: Eukaryota; Metazoa; Cnidaria; Hydrozoa; Anthoathecata; Hydractiniidae. The record is from RefSeq and is a predicted model, not a curated record. Gene Ontology annotation, cellular component: cytosol; cytoplasm.